AUGGAUAAUUUCUGUUGCUUCAGCUCUGUCAGUCAGGCGGUUGGAGGGCGUUCUUCAUGCAACUCUGGCAAAGGUAAAAGCAGUCAGUCGCCGGUCAAAUAUGGAUUUAGCCUUGUUAAAGGGAAAGCCAACCAUCCAAUGGAGGACUAUCAUGUAGCAAAAUUUGUCCAUUUCAAAGGACAAGAGCUAGGACUUUUUGCUAUAUACGAUGGACACCUCGGAGACAGUGUACCGUCGUAUCUACAAAAGUAUCUCUUUUCUAAUAUCUUGAAGGAAGACGACUUCUGGAACGAUCCAUUCAUGUCGAUCUCUAAAGCUUAUGAGUCAACAGAUCAGGCAAUUCUUUCUCACAGUCCUGAUUUGGGGCGAGGAGGAUCAACCGCCGUGACUGCAAUUCUCAUAAAUAAUCAGAAACUCUGGGUUGCCAAUGUUGGAGAUUCACGAGCAGUUCUGUCAAGGGAAGGUGUAGCUGUACAGAUGACUACCGAUCACGAACCUAAUACGGAACGCGGCAGCAUUGAGAAUAGAGGCGGCUUUGUCUCAAACAUGCCAGGAGAUGUUGCAAGAGUGAAUGGGCAACUUGCGGUUUCUCGAGCAUUUGGAGACAAAAACCUCAAAACACACCUACGAUCUGACCCCGACAUUCAGUAUGCUGAUGUUAACCAAGAUACCGAGCUUUUGAUUCUCGCUAGUGAUGGUCUAUGGAAGGUAAUGGCGAAUCAAGAAGCGGUCGAUAUCGCGAAAAGAAUAAAGGAUCCACAAAAGGCAGCUAAACAACUAGCUAGUGAGGCAUUGAACAGAGACAGUAAGGAUGAUAUUUCUUGCGUUGUAGUUCGUUUCAAGGGAUGA
Messenger RNA from Lathyrus sativus (Indian pea), 849 nucleotides. Lineage: Eukaryota; Viridiplantae; Streptophyta; Magnoliopsida; Fabales; Fabaceae. The record is from the annotation of a GenBank genome assembly.